Messenger RNA from Phlebotomus papatasi, 4626 nucleotides. It is a transcript of the gene Ir64a, whose product is annotated as ionotropic receptor 75a. The record is from RefSeq and is a predicted model, not a curated record. NCBI's taxonomy places the organism in Eukaryota, Metazoa, Arthropoda, Insecta, Diptera, Psychodidae. The coding region runs from base 1 to 2304 and encodes 767 amino acids. The transcript has 8 exons.
AUGUGCCAGGGAAAGUACUUUGGAGUUCUUAUCCUUGUGUCUUUCGUCACACUUGGCCAAUCUGCCUUUAAUCAUGGUGAUUUAAUUUGGACUUUUGUUGUGAAGCAUAAGCAAAUGAGUGCGGUAAAUUUAAUCCUGUGCAAGGACAAUCAUCUCGUUGAAAUGUCCAAAAAAUUGAUCAAUUCUGGAGUACAAGUGAAAUCAAUGAAAAUGCAGCAGGUCGAUGUUCAUCGUGAUUUGCAGGACAUUUUCUCUUGUUCCCUUUUUCGAAAAAUCAUUGUCUUUGACUUGGAUUGUCCUCCCUACAGUGAGGAUGUUCUGCAUGGUCUUUCAAAUCAAACUCUUUUUUCUCAAUGCAAUCAUUGGCUUUUUCUGGAAAACAAGCGAUUGGUAUCUCUAGAUGUUUUCGAACAACUUCCAAUAAGUGUUAAUGCAGAAAUAACAUUGGCAAGUCGAGAACAACAAAUAAUACAAGGAAAUGCUUCAGAAAUAUCCCUAGACACAGGAGCUUAUUGGCUCUACGAUAUGUGGAGUCCUGGAAUUCCCCUUGGGGGUCGUCUGAAUGUGACGUUUAUUGGAAAGUACGAGCCGCAAGUCGAUGGUGAAAAUUUUCAACUGCGUUCGCAUGAAACAAGUGUUAUUCGUCGACAUAAUUUGAAAGGAUUACCCCUUCGAUGCAUGAUUGUCAUUCCAAGUAAGAUUGACGAACCGUUUGAAGAGUAUUUGAGCAGUCCUCAUCAACCGGAAAAGGAUUCACUGCAUCGCUACAACUAUAUUGCUCACACUUAUGUACGGGAUAUGUUUAACUUUACCUUGUUAAUGCGACAUUCACUGUCUUGGGGAUAUCCCAGGAAUGGUACAUUCAAUGGAAUGAUUGGGUACCUGAUACGGGGUAAAGCAGAAAUUGGUGGAUCACCUGGUUUCUUUCGCAUAGAACGACAUGAAGUGAUAGAUUAUACAGUUGGAACGUGGAUUGAAAGACCUUGCUUCAUGUUUCGCCAUCCGGAUACCACGGGGCUGAUGCGUAACGUGUUCUUGAUACCAUUCAGUAAUUAUGUGUGGAUAUGUAUAUUUUUCGUGGGACUAUUUUGGAUACUUCUUGCAGGAGAAGUAAUUUCUGUAGAGCAGCUGAUUUCAUCAAAUACAGAUGGUGUUAAUGGAGAGGCUCAACGUGGGAAUACAGUGAGAAAGAGUGAAAGUGGUUGUAUUGCAUCAAAUUUCAUUUUUCGCAAUGUCAUUAAAAGUUUGGUGAAAUACUUUUCCGGAAAUAAAUCAAAACUUUGCUGGAGCACGAGUGACGACACGAAGAGAAAGCCAAACAGUCAUGACAAAUUCAAAAAGGAUAGAGCCGAUGGCUUGGAAAGGCAUGAAAAAGAAAGUGGGGGCCAGGCUAAAAGGGGUGGUGACCCGCUGUUUCGUGCCCCAAACCCUAAUCGCCUACAGGCCUCUCAUCGUGCCACUGUGCAGAGAUUUUAUCAGCAGAAGGGGGAAAAAGCCCCCUACGCUAAAAUGGGCGAGAAGUCAGUGAUGAUUGCCAACACGAAGAGUAACAUUGUUGGGGAGGCCAAUGGAAUUGAGGAUGCAGAAUCACCCACAAAUAUUUUUACUGGUCGCCUUGUAAUGCAAAUUCUAGUGAUAUUUGCUUUUUGCAUCUUUCAAUUCUACUCAGCCAGUAUUGUGGGCUCUCUGCUCAUGGAGAAACCAAAAACGAUAAAAACACUGAGAAAUCUCAUUGAUAGUGGCCUGGAACUUGGAAUUGAGGACAAUCCAUACCAACGGGAUUUUUUUGUGAGAACAACAGAUCCUGAUGCUUUGGAGUUAUUCAGAACUCGCAUAGAGUAUGUUACGAAGACUAACCAAAAGAUGGAUCAGUGGUACCUUAUUCCAGAAGGAAUGGCAAAGGUGAAGAAAGGUGGUUUCGCAUUUCAUGCUAGUGUUGCAGGAUCCUAUAAAAUAAUGACUGAUACAUUUACUGAGAAAGAAAUUUGUGACCUUGUGGAGAUUGAAAUGUUUCCACCUGGAAUCAUGAUGAGUAUGGUCCAGAAGAAUUCACCAUAUCGCAAGAUGGUAACAUAUGGAUUGAGAAAAGCCACUGAAGUGGGACUUCUUCAUCGACAAAAACUCUUUUGGCAUGCUCGUAAACCCAAAUGUACUCAUCAAAUUCAAUCGGCAGACCUUAUAGUUGGAAUUGAAACACUCACAUCAGCAUUCGCACUUCUAAUGUUUGGAUUUGGACUCAGCAUUAGCAUUUUCUGCUUUGAAAUUAUUCACAAGUGCAUAAUCAAUCGUCUGAAACGGACAUAAAUUCUUCAAGCAAACAUCCCAAAUUGUUGAUAGAAAAUGCAGCAAAAGAAUUUGGCACUGGAAUGAUAAAGAGACUAAUGAACAAAUCUUUCGUUUAUUUUAUCAUGUCAUAAUGUUUCUCAUGUAUAACAUAAAAGUUAAAAAUUAACAGAAAAUAAUUUUGUACACCACGAAAUUGCAAUAUUUUUACUUUCUAUAUAAAUUUCGUUUUUUUUCUUCUCAAUUCAUUCAAUUUCAGAUUAAAAUUUAAUUCCUUACAUACUUACAAUAUGUCUUUUUGUUGCCUUAUGAUACAAGAUUUGAUAGCACGAUAUUUAUUUUACUAUAAAUCUAAGUUUUUAGCUAUUUUGGAACUCAUUUAAAACUCGUAAUAAUUCCUUUUCUCUCUAGUUUGAAGUAUGAUUCGUCUGAGACUUCAGAAAAACCCAUAUUUACAAUUUAAUAAAUUGAAAAAAAUUAUUAUAAGCUAGGUUGUGUCUUUAACUACAAAUUGUAUUAUAGUCUAAAUUCAAUCCCUCAUGGUAAAACCCUUUUUUUCCUAAUUAAUUUCGUAGAUUUCUGAAAUUUAAACUCUCCUGCUUGAAUUAAUAUUGCAAUUAUUUCACAAUCUGUUGAAUCUAAUGAUUGAUUUUACUAACUAAAUGGAAUUAAUUCUGUUGAAUGAAAUGUCAAUUCUUCAAUUUAAUUAAAAAUUCACAUUUCACUUCAUUAGAUAAAGUUUGGGAAUGGUAAUGAAGUCAACUUUCAGAAGAGAUGUGAAAUAGAGAAGUUGAGGAUAUGCUUUUAGAGGUAGAAAUCAAUAUGUUUAUAUUCGUAUCGUAAUUUUGAGGCAUUUAACUUUCUGUACAGACUUAUAAGAAUAUCCUUGAAGCACAAAGUCUCACAGAGAAAGUCUAAUAGAUAAGUUUUAAUUUGACUUUCUUCUGCUUGAUUCAACGCAAACACUUGUUGAAGAUUAAAAAAAAAUCUUUAACAUUUAUUCAGAAGCUGUGAUAUAAUAUUUUUAGUAAUGGGAACCGGCGAAUGUCGGGGAAGGAAAGGUCAGCUUAGAAAUUUCUGAUUCUUCCCAAAGUUUUUGGAUCAGAUUCUACUUCUAAGUCCUUCCUCAGUCAAAUCUUAUCUAUUUCAUAAUAUUGUUCGUAAAUGUUUGUGAAUUCCUACUGGAGACUUACGAAAUGCUUGUAAAUCGUAUAACCCACAAAAGAGUUCGUAAAAGUUUGUACUUUUUCCACAAACAUUGUUCGUAACUUGAGCACUUUACGAACAUUUUUUUCUUUUACAAAUAUUUUUUCGUAUAGUUUUGUUUGUCUGACAUAACUUUACGAACAAAUGACAAAAUCUACGAACAUUUUUUUGUACGUUUACUAAAAUUUGCGAGCAUAGGGGAAACUGGGGUACCACCAAAUACGGGGUAGUACCAAACACUGCGAUUUCUUAAUCAGAUAUUUGACUUCAAAGGACAAGAUUUAUAGAUAUUUAUAGGCGUUAUAGGGAUGUUUGUUCACUAAAGAAAUGGUCGAACUAGUCCAAGUAGUUCAGAAAUAAAAAAUAGUGUUUGGUGCUACCCUGUGUUUGGUGGUAUUCCAAUUUCCCCUAUGUCCAUAAAAAAAAAACAAAAAAUGUUCGUCAAGUGUUCAUAUUAUAAACAAUGUUUGUGGUAAAGCACAAACUCUUACGAACAUUUUUAUGGUUUAUACGAUUUACAAGCAGUUAGUAAGUUCCCAGUAGUGAUUCACAAAUAUUUACGAACAAUUUGACAAAAUAUUUCUUUCUGCGUAGGAUUCAGAGCACUGCAGUUCAUUUUUGUAUAUUUUAAAUAAAUAUUUUCUAGUUAAAAAAAACUCAAUGGCCUCUUAGGGAUUUCUUUGUGAGAUUGGUGGUUCCCAUUACUAGUAUAUAACGAGUAGAAAAAUAUUUUAAAAAUAAUAUUUUUUGGUUAUUACAAAUUCUAGAUGUUUUUUUUUAGUGAUUCUUUUUUAUUCAUUGCUCUUCAAUUCAUUGAGCUGCGCAAGUGCAAAUUAGACAAUAAAGUUGUUUGUGUAUCCAUUUUAUUUGUUAGAAAUUUAUAUAUUAUGUAGGCAGAUGGGUAGUACUCAACUUGGUUGUUUUUGAUUAAAUUUGAAUAUUCUCAAAGUCUAUUGCACAAUUGAACAAAAACAUGAAUACUUUAUGCAUUUUGAAUGAAAAUAACAAAACGUUUGAUAUUUUAAACAUAUAAUCAAUGAGAUAAUAGAAAAAAUCCCUCUGUUAAAUAAAUUGUAUAGAAGAACUUGUUAAAAUUCCAUGAAAAUGUUUAAAAAUAAAGAUUUAUUUAGAAAUAAA